GCCCGACCUCAGAUCGUGUCUAUCGUGAGAAAUUCGUUUCUUGCAUCUGCCUUAAAUUGCGAUAACAGUCAUUUCGGGUUGUAAUGCCGUGUUUCGCAAGGAGCAUUGUUUGGGUUUGGAACUAGUUCCUGGUGAGGCAACCAGCAGUUGCUGACUGAGAAGGGUUUGGGAAGACUUGAUCAUCUGCAUCCCUAUCUCUGGACAAUGGUGGUGGAUUCCAAGCGCUUCAGCUGAGUCAUACGCCAUGGCGUAGAUAAUUGAAGCCUUUCAUUGGAGUUUCCGCAGUGUGCUUAAACCAUCUCGCAGAUCUCCAACUUUCCACUUCUGGUCGAUUGAAGACGAAGGUUGUUAUUGCUGAAAUCUUGUGAGGGUGAAACUCGCGAGUUAUACGAGAGGAUAGAGAGACGGUUGGUGGACAGGAAAUGGGGUGCACAUGGUCAGGGCUGGAUGCUCUCUAUGGGGCUGUCGGUAGUGGUGCAGAGGUUUUCGUGAACAAGAGACGGUUCAAGAUUCAACGGCAGCUCGGGGAGGGAGGAUUUGCAUUCGUUUACCUGGUCAGAGAACUGAUACCAGCUGGGCUACAGCCAUUGAAGGACUCCGACGAUCCAAACCCCGGUUCUGAGGAUGGGAUGUACGCGUUGAAGAAGGUACUGAUCCAGUCCGACGAGCAGCUGGAGUUGGUGGAGAAAGAGAUUGAAGUCUCAUCCCUGUUCAACCAUCCAAACGUAAUCCGGCUUUUAGAACAUUCAAUCAUCAAGGUUGCCAAGACUGAAUCUCAGCCUGAGCAUCAGGAGGGUUACCUGCUGUUUCCAGUUUACCGAGAUGGGACACUGCUUGACCACUUAACCCGCAUGCAGGAAGCGAAGACAUUCUUUCCGACUAUCACUGUCCUACACAUAUUCCGGCAAAUCUGUGCAGGAUUAAAGCACAUGCACACUCAUGGCCCACCAUAUGCUCACAAUGACAUCAAACCUGGAAAUGUGUUGGUAAGCCUUCCGAAAAAUGCGCCUCCGGUGGCAGUGAUCAUGGACAUGGGUAGUGCUAGACCAGCUCGAAGGGAAUUGCGAAAUCGGAAAGAAGCAUUGGCCUUGCAGGAAUGGGCAUCACAGCAUUGUACAGCUCCUUAUAGAGCACCCGAGCUUUGGGACGCUCCUAGCGAUGCUAUUUUAGACGAGCGCACAGAUAUUUGGGCUCUUGGGUGCACUCUCUAUGCUCUAAUGUAUGGUAUUUCACCAUUUGAGUAUGCGCUGGGUGAGCAAGGUGGAAGCUUGCAUUUGGCUGCAAUGAGCGGAGUGUUGAAAUGGCCCCCAGGACCUAACCCAUCUUACCCAGAUUCACUCCACCAGUUCGUUAAAUGGAUGCUGACACCAUCCGUUGCAUCACGGCCUUUCAUUCAAGACGUCUGUAUCCAUGUUGAUAAGCUCAUUUCCAAGUUUGACUCCGACGCACGAGGUCUUUGGCAUUUGAAGGGGUAACGAUAGCAUAUAGACCAGUGUAGAAUCCCAGAUUCUUUUAGCUUCUUAGUAGAACAAAUAAGUCAGUCUUUGUAUGGAAUGUUUAGUUCUCAAGGAGCAGCGUGCAGAGGAAGUUUUCCCUCCCGGAUCUUAGUAUGACGGUUGUGUAGGAAUUUAUGUUUAUAAGAUUAUGAUGGGUCCAAACUGCAUUUUUACCGAAUGUAGUGCUCCGUAAGAUUUGUUGGUUAUAUGAGAGAGUUUACCUUGAUGCAAAGUCUAUUUUAAUAUAGUUUGACAA
Messenger RNA from Physcomitrium patens, 1752 nucleotides. RefSeq lists its product as uncharacterized. Lineage: Eukaryota; Viridiplantae; Streptophyta; Bryopsida; Funariales; Funariaceae. Gene Ontology annotation, cellular component: cytoplasm. Gene Ontology annotation, biological process: protein phosphorylation. The record is from RefSeq and is a predicted model, not a curated record. Gene Ontology annotation, molecular function: ATP binding; protein serine/threonine kinase activity.